Messenger RNA from Fonsecaea nubica, 1194 nucleotides. RefSeq lists its product as hypothetical. The record is from RefSeq and is a predicted model, not a curated record. Gene Ontology annotation, molecular function: oxidoreductase activity. The coding region runs from base 1 to 1194 and encodes 397 amino acids. Lineage: Eukaryota; Fungi; Ascomycota; Eurotiomycetes; Chaetothyriales; Herpotrichiellaceae. The transcript has a single exon.
AUGGCUACCACAAUCCAGCCCUUCGGAGCACAUCCAUCCAAACUCGAUGGCACUCCGCUAUCGUCUUUGCCCAUCACCUUUGAACCCUUUGAUCUGCCCUCAACCAACCAGCGUGUCCUCGGACAGCCUCAUCCUGCGGACACCAUCAUCCCAUUGGCAUUGAAACCCUCUGUUCGUGAUGGCGCCGACAUUGACCUGGACACCGUUGUCAACACGAUAAAGUCGCUCCAAGCCCAAGGCGGCAUCCUGACCGAGGCCCUCGCCCGCCACGGCACCCUCCUUUUCCGCGGCCUGCCUAUCCAUAAUGCCCAGGACUUUAGCAAAUUCGCCCAUGCAUUCGGCUAUCAGCCGCACGAGAUCAUCGGCAUCGUGGUCAACAGACCGGUACUUGCACCCAACGUGGCCCCGGCCAACGAAGCGCCCAAGGACGUGUUGAUCUACAACCACAACGAGUCUCCACAAGUUCCGCACGCCCCGGAAUAUAUCUUCUUCUAUGGUCACCGCGUCCCGGAGAAGGGCGGUGAAACACCCAUCUCGUCGUCUCUGGAACUGUUCUAUCGCGCGCAACAGGAGAUCCCCGAGUUUGUCGCGGAACUCGCCGAGAAGGGCAUCCUCAGCAGGGUCACGUACAAGGUCGACACACAGUACGAGGGCGGGUCGACGUUGAAGCAGGCCUUUGGCAAGGAGAUCCAGGACGGCGACGACGAGGCGACCAAGCGGGCCAAGAUCGAGGCCCAGAUCGCGCGGUAUGGCCGCGGCAAGCACACGACGUGGGAGUGGACCGACGACGGGAGCAUCGUCUUGACGCACCGUCUGCCCGCCAUCCGCACCCAGCCAGAGACAAAUCUGCCAACGCUCUUCACGGGUCUCGCGGCAUAUUACAAGAACAUCCAGCACAACGCCGACAAGGGCCGCAAGAGCGCGGCAGAGCAGCUAUAUGGCGACGGCACGCCCAUCCCGGAGAAGUACGUCGCCCAUCUGGCCAAGAUCACCGACGAGAUCCGCGUACUGCACAAGUGGGAGCGAGGUGAUGUUCUCGUCUACGACAACAUCAUCGCCCAGCACGGUCGACAGCCUUGGGAGGGUGAGCAGGAGGACAGGGUGGUCAUGGCGAGUCUCUUUGACGGGCAUAGAGUGCCGGGUGCGUACGGGAACGAGGAUUGGGCUCAGGUUGUCCAGGCUCUAGAUGGAUGA